This is a messenger RNA of Erigeron canadensis, 2252 nucleotides long. Its product is annotated as LEAF RUST 10 DISEASE-RESISTANCE LOCUS RECEPTOR-LIKE PROTEIN KINASE-like 1.5. NCBI's taxonomy places the organism in Eukaryota, Viridiplantae, Streptophyta, Magnoliopsida, Asterales, Asteraceae. Bases 201 to 2042 code for a protein of 613 amino acids. Gene Ontology annotation, molecular function: protein kinase activity; ATP binding. The record is from RefSeq and is a predicted model, not a curated record. Gene Ontology annotation, biological process: protein phosphorylation. The transcript has a single exon.
GUGGGUCUUUGUCUUCAUUCUUUCCUCCUUAUUCACGUGAACCUUCUCACAACACACACAUCUUUCUCUUGCUCCAAGAAUCUAGGUUACUAAACUCAUGAACUCAUCAAGUUUAACUUUGUAAGUAUAGAUUUAUUUGAACUUUAUAUUCACCAAUACUACUACUAUUUUUUUUCAAGAUCUAUUUGAAAAAAAAAAACAUGCCACAAGCACUAGUAACACCACUAGUCCACAUUCACAUUUUAGCUAUUUUUUUAACUUUCAUUUUGACCACUAUCUCAACAUCACCCUCAUGUCCACCCUUCACCACCAUACCGCCACCCUACCCAUUCUCAACCACCCCUUUUUCCGGCCACCCAUUUUUCCAAAUCAAAUGCUCACCACUACCGCUUUUAGCCACCAUUAUCAUCAACAAUCAUAACUUCUCCAUCCUCCGCUAUGACCCAACCACCACCUCCCUCACCCUGGCCCUCCUCCAAACCACCACCACCACCAACUGCAACACCACCACAUCCAUCCCAACCCAACCAAUCAACUUCUCAAACACACCAUUCAAACCAGCUGACUCGUUCUGUUCAAGACUUUCUUAUUUAACCCCAUGUCACUUACCCACUUCUUUAAACUGUUCACAUUGUCCUUGGCAAUGUAAAAUUACCAAAAACCCACUUCAAAUCAUACACUCUUGUGGAUCUACACACGCUCAACAUCUUUCUAAAGAAGGUUGUCAAGCUGAUCUUUUGGGCUUUCUUGAUAGUUUCUUGAAAUUUGGGAUUGAAGUUGAAUAUGAUGUUCAAGAUUCUUACUUUUCAAAUUGUGAAUCUUGUAAAGCCCAAAAUGGUGUUUGUGGGUUUAGCCCAUUUGCCCCAAACAAACCUUUUUUAUGUCACAAACCACCAAUUUCUUCAAACAAAAAAAGCUCAAAGUUACAUAUAGCUAUGAUGUCUAUAUCUAUACUAUUUCUAUGUUUUUUUAUAUUUAUUUUAACAAGUAUGUACAUUUCAAAAAAAAGAAAAAACAACUCUCUUGUUGAAGAUCCGACGAUGGUUUAUCUCCACCGCCACCGCUCCGCUAGUCUACUACCACCGGUGUAUACUUUCGAAGAGUUACAAAUUUCAACUAAUAAUUUUGACCCGACCCGGAAAAUAGGUGAUGGUGGGUUUGGGUCGGUUUAUACGGGUCAUUUUAAAGACAACAAAGUUUUUGCUAUCAAGUAUUUGCAUAAACAAAACCCCACAUCAAAUUCAUUUUCAACAAAGUCUUUUUGUAACGAGAUUUUGAUUUUGUCGUCUUUAAACCACCCGAAUUUGGUAAAAUUGUAUGGGUAUUGUAGUGAUCCGAGAGGGUUACUGUUAGUGUACGAGUUUGUACCUAAUGGAACCCUCUCGGAUCAUUUACACCUCGAAAAGAAGAGGUGUUUAAAUUGGCAACUUAGAGUUGAUAUAGCGUUACAAAUCGCGACCGCUAUAGAGUAUUUGCAUUUUUCGGUUGUACCACCUAUUGUACAUAGGGACAUUACGUCUAAUAAUAUAUUCGUGGACAAGGAUAUGAUGGUUCGGGUUGGGGAUUUUGGGUUGUCUAGGUUAUUAGACCCAGGGUGCGUGUGCACGGGCCCACAAGGUACCCCUGGGUAUCUGGACCCAGAUUAUUAUCGCUCUUUUCGUUUAACUGAAAAGAGCGAUAUUUAUAGUUUUGGAGUUGUUUUAUUAGAGUUAGUGACUGGGAUGAAGGCGGUAGAUGUGAGGAGGGAUAAAAGGGAAAUGGCCUUAGCUGAUAUGGCGGUCGCUAAGAUACAGCUAGGGUUGUUGAAUGAAGUGAUUGAUCCGCGGCUCGCCACGGUUGACGGUGGUGGUGUGGCGGCCGUGGCUGAACUUUCAUUUAGGUGUGUUGCCGCGGAUAAGGAUGAUAGGCCGGAUGCUAGGGAAGUUGUGGCAGAGUUAAGGCGGAUUAAAGGGCGUACACGUGGUGGUGGUACGUCGAUAGUGGGUCCAGUUCGAGUGUCUAAUUCGAGUAAUGUUGUGGUUCCGGCCAGUUUGAUGGAUUGAAGCACACCUGAAAAUGGGUACAUGUUUAUUACCUUCCGGUAUUUUGUAAAAUGUAAUAUAUACUUUUCUUUUGAUAUAUUUUAGUUUUUAGAUUAGAUUAGUAAUGUACUCAACCAAAUGAAUCUAACAUCGAACAAGUUCUGAAGAAAGAUAUGUAAAUUCUGAAGCUCACGUGUAUUGUUCUUGGAUCUGACAAGUUUUGUUCUUUUA